Molecule: messenger RNA, 648 nt
Organism: Trichoderma citrinoviride
Lineage: Eukaryota; Fungi; Ascomycota; Sordariomycetes; Hypocreales; Hypocreaceae
Exons: 5
Coding region: 1-648 (215 amino acids)
Source: RefSeq, a predicted model, not a curated record
AUGGCCGCGAGCAUCGUCCAGAGCAUCGAUGCCAUCAUCGUACCACAGCGUCGUCCCAGAAAAACUUUGUUGACAGCCCAGCCACAGCAGACAUGCAAGCUGGCCAACCACACUCGCUCAUGGAAACCCCAGAUCUGCGGAUGCAAAAGUCGAAUGGCAGGGAGAAGCAGCCAAGCCCCAUGGCCAGAUUGCCAGAGGGGCUGGGCCAAUGGCGACGAUAUGCGGGCUGGCGAGGACAGCAAUUGGACGUGUCGAUGCUCUGGCAAUUUCUGGCGCGAGGCCAAUGGAGGAGCGGUGCUGCUGCUGCUUCGGCCGCAGUGGGCAGCGUACCUGCAACUCGUCGUCAGAGUCCAGACGGGGUACUGUUCUGCAGUCAUCCCCAUACUCCAGCGUCCAAGGAGCGUCGAUCGCUGCGGUGCCCGGCUCGGCCGUGUUCACCAAACGUCUGCCUGGCAGCUCGAGGCGCUGAAGCGACAAGUCGCAGUGACUACUCCAGAUUACCCACAAAGACAGCAUCGCCCAAGUCACCGGUACGACAUGUCCCCUGUAACCUGCCGUGGCCACAGCGCCUUCCUUCGCUGUUCCUUCCAGCUCCACCUGCGUGGCUGCCCAGAACAGAAGUCGCGCUCCGCAGUGCGCACGCGCUAA